This is a messenger RNA of Magnolia sinica, 708 nucleotides long. RefSeq names its product receptor-like protein EIX2. Bases 1 to 708 code for a protein of 235 amino acids. Gene Ontology annotation, molecular function: protein binding. The record is from RefSeq and is a predicted model, not a curated record. Lineage: Eukaryota; Viridiplantae; Streptophyta; Magnoliopsida; Magnoliales; Magnoliaceae. The transcript has a single exon.
AUGAAAAAUGAGCAGAAGACAAACAAGCUUCUUUUCUAUGGAAAGUAUAUAUCAUAUUAUAAGGAAAACUUGCUUGUGUUAGCGAAGGGACAAAUGCUUGAAUAUACUAGAACAAUUUCAAUGGUUACAUGCAUGGACCUUUCAAGCAAUAACUUCUCUGGAGAGAUUCCUGAAGGACUCACUAGUCGUUUGGGAUUGCGUGUCUUAAACUUAUUCAGAAACCAUUUGACUGAAAAGAUUCCAGACAAGAUUGGUAAAUUGGCAUUGAUAGAGUCUCUUGAUUUCUCCAAAAAUCAGCUUUCAGGUACAAUUCCUAUCAGGAUGUCGAAUUUAACAUAUCUAAGUCACUUGAACUUGUCGUAUAACAAUUUGUCGGGGAGAAUUCCAUCAGGAAAUCAGCUUCAAACACUUGAAGAUACAUCUAUUUAUGCUGGCAACGAUGGGUUCUGUGGACAUCCUCUUACAGAUAAAUGUUUUAGCGAUGAGAUACCUCAAGAUCCAACGGCUGUUGGAGGUGAUAUAGAAAAAGAUGAAGAAGAGUAUGAAAUGCAUUGGUUUUACUCCGCGAUGGGACCAAGAUUUGCUGUGGGUUUUUGGGCCUUUUGUGGCGUUUUUGUUCUAAAGAAGUCUUGGAGGAUUGCAUAUUACCACUUCUUCGAUGAGAUGAACGAUAGACUUUUUUGUAACCGUCGCUUGACAGGAAGUUAG